Molecule: messenger RNA, 360 nt
Organism: Geosmithia morbida
Lineage: Eukaryota; Fungi; Ascomycota; Sordariomycetes; Hypocreales; Bionectriaceae
Product: GRIM-19 protein
Exons: 4
Coding region: 1-360 (119 amino acids)
Source: RefSeq, a predicted model, not a curated record
AUGCCUCAGGACAUGCCCCCCAAGGGCGGGUACGAACCCGUCCAGUACAAGCGUAACCUCCCAGCUAGAGGCUUCCGUCCGGGCGCCUUGCUCCUCGGAAUGGGUGCCAUCAUGGGCUACGGCUGGUACAGGCUGAUUGUUGGCAUGCGCGAGGUCAACGAACUUGGCCGCGAAAAGAUGUGGGCUCGCAUCCAUCUCACACCUCUCCUCCAGGCAGAGGAGGACCGUGACCAGAUUCGCAGGCACUGGGCCGAUCAGGCUCGUGAGAAGGCACUCAUCGGGGACAAUAUUAAGGUUUACAACACUGACAGGUUCGUGAGGCCCACGUACGCCGUCACUCCCCAGCCCAUCCAGGAAUAA